CCCGAGCAGGCUGCGCCCGCUAUGGCUGCGCUGAGGAGGCUCUUCUGGCCGCCGCCUCGGCUCCCGCCUACUCCCUCUCCGCACCACCCGCUCCCCGGGCCUUGGGGGCGCCCUGUGAGCACAGCCGCCGGCCCUCCCGGCCGGCCCACCUCCGGCCGCGAGGAGGAGGAGGAGGCGGCUGUGGCUGGGGCGGCGCGGAGGCGGCGGCGGCGCUGGGGGGAGCUGAGCAUCGCGGCGGCCGCCGGCGGGAGUCUGGUCGGCCUCGUGUGCUACCAGCUGUACGGGGACCCCAGGCCCGACUCCACGCGGGCGCCCACCCCCGGGCGCCCCUCCGAGAGCGCGGACGCGGAGCUGGAGGACGCGCCCCGCGGACGGGGGCUGCUCCCCAUCCCGGUCGCCGCUGCCAAGGAGACGGUGGGCGUGGGCAGAGCGGACUCGGAAGACCUGGACCUGUGCGCCACGUCUCGGGAGAGGCGGUUCCGUCAGUUUGCCUCCGUGGAGUGCGAGGGCCAGCUGUUCAUGACUCCGCAGGACUUCAUUCUGGCUGUUACAACCGAUGAGCCCAAAUUUGUUAAAACGUGGAAGUCAUUUUCCAAACAGGAAUUAAAUCAAAUGCUCUCAGAAACACCACCCAUUUGGAAAGGAUCAUCAAAGCUAUUUCGAAAUCUUAAAGAAAGAGGUGUGAUUUCUUACACAGAAUAUCUUUUUCUUUUGUGUAUUUUAACAAAGCCGCAUGCAGGUUUUAGAAUAGCUUUCAACAUGUUCGACACCGAUGGCAAUGAGAUGGUAGAUAAAAAGGAGUUUUUGGUGCUUCAAGAGAUAUUCAGGAAAAAAAAUGAAAAGAGAGAAGCUAAAGGAGAUGAAGAAAAGCGUGCAAUGCUGCGUCUUCAACUGUAUGGAUACCAUUCACCUACUAAUAGUGUACUUAAAACAGAUGCUGAGGAACUUGUGUCCAGAAGCUACUGGGACACGCUGAGACGGAACACAAGCCAAGCGCUCUUUCCAGACCUCGCAGAGCGUGCUGAUGACAUUACGAGUUUAGUAACAGAUACUACACUUCUUGUACACUUUUUUGGAAAAAAAGGAAGAGCUGAGCUGAACUUUGAAGAUUUUUAUAGGUUCAUGGAUAACCUUCAAACAGAAGUUCUAGAAAUAGAGUUCCUUUCCUACUCUAAUGGGAUGAAUACUAUCAGUGAAGAAGAUUUUGCUCAUAUUCUUUUACGAUACACAAAUGUGGAAAAUACGUCAGUAUUUUUGGAGAAUGUGCGCUACAGUAUACCUGAAGAAAAGGGCAUCACAUUUGAUGAAUUCAGGUCAUUUUUCCAAUUUCUGAACAACCUAGAAGAUUUUGCCAUAGCCCUGAAUAUGUAUAACUUUGCAAGUCGUUCCAUAGGGCAAGAUGAAUUUAAGCGUGCUGUCUAUGUAGCUACUGGCCUCAAACUUUCACCACACUUAGUGAACACAGUCUUCAAGAUUUUUGACGUUGACAAAGAUGAUCAACUAAGCUAUAAAGAAUUUAUUGGAAUUAUGAAAGACAGACUCCAUAGAGGAUUCCGGGGUUAUAAAACAGUUCAGAAAUAUCCCACUUUCAAGUCCUGUCUGAAGAAGGAACUGCACAGCAGAUAAGUACCUGUAAAGCAAAGUUUAAAGGAUUAUCUACAUGACAAAUGCAAGAAGCCAAAAUUUCAGAGAACAGAAGCAGGUCUGAGGUCAGAACUUGCAAAAAUGCAGGAAAAGGUGAAAUGCUAAUUACAAUCUUUUCUUGAACUGAAUUCUUGAACAUAAGACAGAUAAAAUGCAUCUUCUUACUAACUACAAAGGUUAUGUGUUACCAGGUUAAGCUUUUGCCUCGAUUUACUGAACUCUGCACUUUUUCAUUCCUUUCAGAAGUAUAUAGAUACUUCCAAUGACUAUGUAAGAAUGUAUUUUAAAUAUUUACAUAAUAAAUAUGUAUUAGAAAUUUGUCUAAUUUCAAAAUAACAUAUGACUCCUGGAAUCUAGAUCACUUAAAAAUGAACAAUGACAUAUUUUCUUGGUUUUAGACUGUGAACUUAUUUUAAGAAAAUAAAGGGUCUUAGAAUUGUUGAUAAAUCCCUAUUAUUUAUUUUUAGUUACAUUGAACGUGUUUUGAAAAACUAAUAGAAGAUACUAUACAAUAUGAUGGUUUACACUGUACUUUUAACUUUUAAAAGUACUUAAUAUACAUUGUUUGAAUCACAUAAAGUUUUUUAAAAGUUUUUAUUUAUCAAAGUCAACAGAGAAUGUCUGGUAUUCUUUUAUGUAUACAGUAAAGAAAUUGAAUGUAGAUAUUUUUUGUUCAAAAACCAGUCAUGCACUGAUGGUGGAAUGGCGGUGAUUGUGGCAGGAGCCUCUGUCAUUGUCCCUGUUUAACAUGGCGCCGCUCCUGACGGCAGGUGGCGCGUGUUAGUGACGCUAUGAGAACAGCAUCACACAGGUCCGCAGCUCACUGCGCAUCGUUCGCAGUGUCUGCAGCAUCAGGCUGAGUACCGUGAGAGACUGAUACGAAGUGGUUUAAAGACUUAGGCAAAUAUUAGAUAGAAGCUAACAUUUUGUUUCUUGCAAAAGGACCACCUGCAAAAGUAAUGCCAAAUAGUAAUAAUGAAUAAUUUAAUAUAAUUCAUUACUUCAAAAUAAUAAAAGAGAAAAGAAAAACUUUCUAUUAAAAAGUAAUAAAGUUAGAUUCUCACUUGGAGGAAAAUUUGGUAGUACUUAAUGGAAAUUUGUUCAGUUAAAAAGUUUCAUUUAUAAAGCGAUAUUGUACAAAGGUAGAACAAUGAAUUUAAAUUAAUAUGUGAAUGUAUUAUAUGAAGAUAGGUUCAUUUAUCUUCUUUUCCAAGAUGUAUUUAAUGUACAGUGCAUACACUCCAGCUAUUACCUUGCUUUUGCUUAUCAAAAUAAGAAAUUCUGACUUUGUUUUUAUAAGUUAUUAAAUGUGAAAUUGAUAGCUGUGCAUCAGCCUAUUUAUAAAAGUAAUGUUAUUUCCAAGAAAAAUGUUAUUAGCAUUUACUAUGUAUUUGACUUUUUACAUUCUUUAUCUGAUAUUAUUUAUUACAUUGGUAUAGAAAUAUGAUUCAUAAAUUUGAGGAUUCUGUAUAGUAUAAGUAGUUCAUCUGCUUUCAAGGUUGAUUCAGUCCAUUGAUAUGAAAAUGCCUGUCCGUUCAUCUAACACACCCAGGUCUGUUCACCUUACCGGAAGGUCCUCAACAUUACUUGCUCUCUAAAACAACGGAGAAAAUGUAAUCUGCUUUCAUCUUUGAUUGUAAACUAUCUUGCAUACAUGGAAAAGUUGUCAUUUAGAACAGUCCUAUAAAUGUACAUUAAAAACUAAGCUCAUUAAAAUUAUAUAUAAUUCUGCUAUUCUCUCAAGAAAUACUAUGUAUGCAAUCUUUAUUCUUUAUUAUGUAUCAGAGUGAAUGUCCAUUCAUCUCUCUAUAAGACUACAGCAUAAUAUGAAAACAGGAAAAAGUGAAAUAUUCUAGUCAAUUGAAGUGAAAAAGAGUAGUAAAUUACCAUGAUUCCCUACAUAUUAUCACUUACAAACUUUACCCUCUCGUUAAAAUGAGAGAUUAAAAAAACUCAUUGUAUUGUUGUUUACAUCAAUUGAAAAAAUUUUAAAUGCUUUGAAAAUAGUAAUGUACUAAACACAUGUAUGCUGUUAUUUAUAGUAUUUCCUUCUACAAAUUGUUCUUUGGACAGAUGACACUAUACAUAAAAUUUUAGUAUCAUACUCUUUACAGAGAGCCUACAUGAUGAAAGGUUUGUGGUACUUCUCAGAAUCAUUUAAUAGUAAGAAAUUCAUUUAACAUGAGUUCCAGUUUAUUGUUUUUAUUAUAAAAUAUAAUUGUAACACAACCUUACAUUCUUACAUUAUCUUAAAAUAAAUAUAACUGCUCUUGAAUCAA
Phyllostomus hastatus (greater spear-nosed bat) is the source of this 3923-nucleotide messenger RNA. RefSeq names its product mitochondrial calcium uptake family member 3 (gene MICU3). The transcript is spliced from 15 exons. Gene Ontology annotation, molecular function: calcium ion binding. The record is from RefSeq and is a predicted model, not a curated record. The coding region runs from base 22 to 1626 and encodes 534 amino acids. NCBI's taxonomy places the organism in Eukaryota, Metazoa, Chordata, Mammalia, Chiroptera, Phyllostomidae. Gene Ontology annotation, cellular component: uniplex complex. Gene Ontology annotation, biological process: calcium import into the mitochondrion; mitochondrial calcium ion homeostasis.